Messenger RNA from Orbilia oligospora ATCC 24927, 468 nucleotides. RefSeq lists its product as uncharacterized. The coding region runs from base 1 to 468 and encodes 155 amino acids. The record is from RefSeq and is a predicted model, not a curated record. NCBI's taxonomy places the organism in Eukaryota, Fungi, Ascomycota, Orbiliomycetes, Orbiliales, Orbiliaceae. The transcript has a single exon.
AUGUGUAAACCCUUCGAAAUCGAUCAAACAGUUGAUGCAGUCCGAGAACUAUGCGCCGGGGUCGGAGUUAGCCUUACUAUCACGACAACGUGGAGUACAACCCAAUCAUCCACAACAGCCCCGCCUUCGCAUCGCCCGUCGGAGACGGCAAGCUCUUCAGAAUCAUUGAUUACACCGGCUACUACGAACCCCAUCUCCAAAGCUACGCCAAGCGACACCUCUACAGCUGAAACCCAAGGAGAAGCGGCAGGCGGCUCCAAGUUAAGUGCUGGAGCUAUUGCUGGAGUUACUAUUGGAGUUACCGUCCUGGUGGUAGCAUUAGUAGGAUUUCUCUUCAUAUUAUUCCGAAGAAAAGGUAGAAGGCUCCAUGUCCCUGUUUUAUCGACUAGUCAGAGUCACGAGACCAAUAAUUGGGGUGGGAUUGGGCCAGAUAAUGACAUUCCCGGGCAGCUUAAUGAAGUCAAAUGA